This is a messenger RNA of Temnothorax curvispinosus, 1099 nucleotides long. RefSeq lists its product as uncharacterized. The transcript is spliced from 4 exons. Bases 250 to 798 code for a protein of 182 amino acids. The record is from RefSeq and is a predicted model, not a curated record. NCBI's taxonomy places the organism in Eukaryota, Metazoa, Arthropoda, Insecta, Hymenoptera, Formicidae.
AUGAUUUUUUAUACGCAUAUAUUUUAUAAAAGGUCUCUUUGAUGUGCGUGUGUGUAUACAUGUGUGUGUGAAUACGUGUUUUAGAUAGUAGGAUAUAGUUACAAAUUGCGGCGAUCGAAAUCUAUAGAAUGUUUAUAUGAAAGAUUGUAGAAUAAGUUAGAAUAAAUCAGUUUGUUGUUAUAUAUGCAAAAACUAAAAGUAACAAAUAAAGUAUCAAUAUCACUAUAAAGACAUUUGCAAAGAUCAACAAUGCGUGUAUAUGCAAUUGCUCUAUACAAACGUUGUCGGCUAAUAAAAAUUCUUAAUAAUUAUUUAUUAUGUAAUGUGAGAAGGGACCUGGUCGAGGAUCUUAACAAGGAUCAAAAGAAUCGGAGCGUGCGUCUGGAGAUCCGGAUGCAGGAACGACGCGCGUGCGACAGUAGGGUUCACGUAAGGGAGAAAUUUCGAGAUUCUGUCGACGCGCAGAUUCUGGGAGACGUGCGAGCUUGUUGCGAGAACGUGGCGGAAAUUUGCCUGGAUAUACGGACGAUCAGAAACAAGAUGAUUUUGAAAGGGAAAUUAUCGGCCAGCACACACAGGAUGGCAAAUCGUUUUAUGAUGCCGUAUAAUACCGAACUCCCCAACAGGGUGCAUGGAGUAAGCGAGCCCGGAAAUCAAAUGCGCGAUUCCUUAUUGUUCUUCCGGAUAACUAAGUUGUCCGAUACUAAAUGUGGUACAAAAAUCUCAUCAACAAGCGUUUGCAAAACGCUUACAAAGGUCGAAAAGAGAGAGGAACAAUACGUGGUAUCCACCAAAUGAAGACUGGAUUAUGUGCAAUGUUUGCAAAUUAUGGACACAUGAAAAUUGUUGCGGAGAUGAAAGCACUUCUAAAUAAGGCUAUAUGUUUGCGAUUUUUGUCAAAAGCAGUCUUAGUUUAUAUUUUUCCCACAUGUUUGUAAUUACUUCAGCUAUUAUUUAUAUAGUGAUGCUCGAAAUUACUAAUAAUUAGUAGAAAAUUCCUUGUCCUAAGAUAUAAGAAAUGAUAAUAUUGCAAGAAAAAUGGACAUAGUCAUCAUUAUUAUUUCUUUGCUAGAAUGACGCACAGAGUUAUAAAAAUUUG